This is a messenger RNA of Fraxinus pennsylvanica, 1872 nucleotides long. NCBI's taxonomy places the organism in Eukaryota, Viridiplantae, Streptophyta, Magnoliopsida, Lamiales, Oleaceae. The record is from the annotation of a GenBank genome assembly.
AUGUUUUACUCUCACACAUUUUUGGCUAGGAAGGGUCCGCUGGGAACGGUCUGGUGUGCUGCUCAUCUGCAGCACAAACUCAAGAAGUCCCAUUACAUCUCAACCAAUAUCCUCUCCACAGUCGAUCGCAUCAUGUUUCCUGAGGUGCCUAUUGCUCUGAGAAUGUCAGGACAUCUUCUACUUGGGGUUGCCCGGAUAUAUUCGAAGCAAGUUGACUACCUUUAUGAAGAUUGCCAUGUUGUACAGAUGACAAUAAAUAAGGCUUUUACUUCUGUGAACGUCAAUCUACCCGAGGAUGCAAAUCAUGCACCAUUUCACGCUGUCACUUUACCAGGAAAAUUUGAGCUUGAUGCCCUGGAAUUGGACAAUUAUUCAUGGGGUGAGAAUGAUCAUCUUAAGAGCUAUGAUGAUAUUACAUUGACAGAACAAAUUCCAACUGGGAAAGAUCCAUAUAUUGUCAUUGCUUUUGAUGAGGAUUCUCCAAGGGACGCAGUAGGGACUGUGCCAAUUGAAGAUGUUCAAGAGGACACAGUUCCUGUUUUUGAAGAUCAGCCUCCAAGAGAACACCAACUGGUUGAUGAAGGAAUUGCUGAAGAGAGCAAUCAUCCGGAUUUGUCAAGUCCUGAGUUUCAGCGAGAAGCUAAUCAUGGUUCUGAUUUCAAUUACAAUCCAAUGUUGUCUGAUCGGGUUGAUGUGGACCCAGAGAUUGUGAAUCAAAUCAGCAAAGAUAUAGAAACUCACACUCCACAUACAGAAAAGCCUGAAGAACCUUCUACAUCUCAGAAGCAUCAAGCAUCACAUUCAUAUAAUCAUUCAGAGUCAAAUAUGCCUUUUGUCCACCCAUCGCCUGAAGAAGAAAUUCGAGCAACCCCACCUGUUGCACAACCAAAAGUCAGAAAGAGGAAAAGAAAGCAGCCCUUUGACACGUCCACUGUAUUGAGCAAUGGGUAUAUGAGAAACUCACUAAAUGAUACCAGUGAUAUACGUCGCCUGAAGAACUGUCCUCGCUCUUCUCUGGACUUCUGGAAAUUAAGCAACAAAAUGAGAAAGGAUUGUGCCCUUUUUGAGCCCUUGAUAACCGGAGUAUGUGCUGAACUACGUGAUAGCUUUAAGGAAGAGUUUAUUUCUACAAAGCCUCAUUUGGUUGCCUUGCAAGAAGCUCAUGGAGGGGCUGUUGUUGAUCCUUCUCCUUUAUCUAUGCACGAUAAUGGUGUGGAAGGUGGACGUUUUCGUAAUAAUGAUUACAUAUCAACAGAGAUAAUUAUGCCUUCUUUUCCCACACCCACUACUCCAAGUCGAAGAAAUGACUUCACUCUUGACAAUGCCAAUUUCGAGUUCCAAUCAGACCAUGCAGAAACAACUGAAGGGGCUGGAACAAUGCCCAGGUCAGAUAUGGGAGCAUCUACUGGUACCUUUUAUUCUGACAUGGAAACUCCAAUGACAUUCAAUGGGGAGCAUUCAGCACUUUCUGAUAUUCCUGAGCUUGCGACUUCUGCAGGAGAACUUGGUUUUUUAGAACAAGACGACAAUUCGCCAGCUGGAUCUCCAGGAACCCCAAAAGUCGGGUUCCUCUCGAAAAAUCAGGGGACUCCUGAAGUGCAUACCUUGUCUUCUCGAACAAGAGCUUUGGCUCAAUAUCUAAAAAGACAGGCCUCAGUAACCCCAGUCACAGGCAACUCAGAAGGGUCAUCUGGAGAUCUCAGUUUGCUCAAGAUUUUGGAAGGCAAACCGAGAAAAAUAUGUGCUCGAAUGUUUUCUGAGACCUUGGUUUUGAAGAAUUAUGGACUCGUGGAUGUACAUCAAGAAAAACCUUAUGAUGAUAUUAAUCUGAAGGUGACUCCUAAACUCUUCAAGGAGCAAUUCUCAGGCUAA